AUGGAUCCAGAGACCGACGAGUACAUCCGUGAAUCCAUUGAGAACUUGCUCGGCCUCCCAAUCGCUGACAAGAACCUCCGCCUCAAGGUCCUUACUUCCGAAGACGCCCGUCGCCGCCUCCAAGAUCAGAUCUUCGUCCUUGAGGAGCGCCUCAAGGAGGCCGAGAAGUGUGUAGAGCAAUAUAAGGCAGAGGCGACCAUGAAUGCCCAGGGGUUGAGGAGGUGCAUCGAGGAGAAGGAGAUGGUGAAUCACUGCGCCAAAUUGGAGAAGGAGUGCUCUCUGUAUGAACGGGAUCUUGAGAGAGCCAUGGAGUCUUGCGAUGAAUUAGCCAAGGAGAAUGACAAGCUUCAAUUCCGGCUGCAGGACAACUCUUAUGGCAUUUUUUCGCUGCUCAAUCUGGUGGUCUUCCCUCUCGACGCUUAUAAGCGUCGGCUUUGA
Phoenix dactylifera (date palm) is the source of this 438-nucleotide messenger RNA. NCBI's taxonomy places the organism in Eukaryota, Viridiplantae, Streptophyta, Magnoliopsida, Arecales, Arecaceae. The record is from RefSeq and is a predicted model, not a curated record.